AAAAUGACAGAUGGAGAGAUCUCAGCAGGAAAUGUCCACUUCAGCUCGGGCAGCCGGGCGCCAGCAUCUGGGACUGCUUGUCGGACAAGGGCGAGGAGGGUUCGCGCUGGCCGAGGGAGCCGGCCAGCACCUGCUCCGUCACCAACCUGAUCAAAGACCUCAGCCUCAGCGACCCCCACGGCAACCCCUCAGCACCCCCCAGCAAGCGCCAGUGCCGCUCGCUCUCAUUUUCGGAUGAAAUGUCAAGUUGCGGGACCUCGUGGAGACCCUUAGGCUCGAAGGUUUGGACCCCGGUCGAGAAACGGCGGUGUUACAGCGGGGGGAGCGUGCAACGCUACUCCAACGGCUUUGCCACCAUGCAGAGGAGCUCGAGCUUCAGCCUGCCCUCGCGGUCCAACCCGCUCUCCUGCGAGCAUCCCGCCCAGCGCCUGGGAUCCCAGCCGAGGAAAUUGGCCAGCGGUGGGCACGGAGGAGACCGCGUGGACAUGCAGAGGUCCCUCUCCUGCUCACACGACCGCUUCUCCUCCUCUGAGUACUGCCCGCCCUCGGCAAACAGCACGCCCGCCUCCACACCGGAGCUGGGGCGACGGGCCGGCGGGCUCUCCCGAAGCCGCUCGCAGCCCUGCGUCCUGAAUGACAAAAAGGUUGGGGUCAAGCGACGGAGACCGGAGGAGGUUCAGGAGCAACGGCCCUCGCUGGACCUCGCCAAGAUGACCCAGGCUGAACGUGCCCAUUGUGUCCCCCGGAUGCGCUGCUCAGCACCUCGGGAGGAGCUGGAGGUGAUCAUCAAGACCUUUCAGGAUGAGGCCAAAACGUUGACCGAAUUGCAGGGCCUCGCCUUGCGUGCCGGCCGCCUGCGGGACAGGGGACACAACGAGGAGACAGCGGGAAC
Balearica regulorum gibbericeps (East African grey crowned-crane) is the source of this 892-nucleotide messenger RNA. The record is from RefSeq and is a predicted model, not a curated record. Lineage: Eukaryota; Metazoa; Chordata; Aves; Gruiformes; Gruidae.